This is a messenger RNA of Anarrhichthys ocellatus (wolf-eel), 2541 nucleotides long. RefSeq names its product calpain-9. Gene Ontology annotation, biological process: proteolysis. Gene Ontology annotation, molecular function: calcium ion binding; calcium-dependent cysteine-type endopeptidase activity. NCBI's taxonomy places the organism in Eukaryota, Metazoa, Chordata, Actinopteri, Perciformes, Anarhichadidae. The record is from RefSeq and is a predicted model, not a curated record. The transcript has 20 exons. Bases 104 to 2203 code for a protein of 699 amino acids. Gene Ontology annotation, cellular component: cytoplasm.
UUGCCUUGGUUUGGGCGUUGCUUCUGAGUCUUAUCUUCUUUAAUAAGUUGAGGGCAGAAAGUCGAAAGCUCCGUUUCAGAGAGCGCGUGUCUGCUUUUCCGACAUGAAGAAGUCGCUGAGUGUGUCGUCCGAAGGCUCCCUCCCUCCGCUGGACGACGAUGCGGACUCGGUCUGCUCCGACGAGCUGCUCGGCUCUCAGUCCCGCAGCUGGCUGUCGGACCUCACUACGAACGGGCUCGCGCCCCCGGAGAGCGAGGGCGCGAACACGGUCGGCCGGGACGGGCUGUUCGUGGACUACAACUUCCCCCUGGGUAAACUGGAGAUGCAGGCCGGGGUCGAGUGGAAACGACCAAAGGAGCUCUGUUCGUCGCCUCAGUUCAUUGUAAACGGAGCCACGCGCCUGGACGUCCGCCAGGGAAAGCUCAAUGAUUGCUGGUUGCUCUCUGCCAUCGCGUCUCUCUCCAUGCAUCACGUCCUGCUCAAGAAGGUUGUGCCUCUAGGACAGAGCUUCCAAGACGGAUACAAGGGCUGCUUCUCCUUCUGGUUUUGGCAGUACGGUCAGUGGGAGGAGGUGAGGAUUGACGACUUGUUGCCGACUCAGAACAACAAUCUGAUCUACCUCAGCUCCCCAGAGAGACUGGAGUUCUGGAGCUCCCUGCUGGAGAAGGCCUACGCCAAGCUGAAAGGUGGCUACAGAUCUCUGGACAUGGGCUUCCCUCACGAGGCCAUGGUGGAUAUGACGGGCGGGGUGGCUGAGGUUUUGAAAAUCUCCUCGCUGCCUCGAGACCUGCCGGCCUUCCUCAGUCACCUGCUGGCUAAAGGAGCGCUCAUCAACUGUGCCAACUCCCAGGGUCCUUUGGAGAAACAGAGUGAACUGGGUAUCAUGUUCAGACAUGCCUACUCUCUGACUGCAGUAGAAGAGGUGAAGACGGCAUACGGCAGCAAGGAUUUAGUACGGCUCCUCAACCCCUGGGGCAACACAGAGUGGGAGGGGCCCUGGAGCGACCUGAAAGGUACAGAGUGGAAGACAGUGAGCGUGGAGGAGCAGAAAAGGCUGCAAAGAGUGAGACGGGAGGACGGGGAGUUCUGGAUGUCGGUGUCAGACUUCCGACAGCACUUUGAGACAAUGGAGGUGUGUCACCUGACCAACGAUCUCAGUAAACCAGGGUCCAGCGUGCUGCCGUGGUGUUGUGUAAUGCAUCAUGGGAACUGGGUGCCAAGCAUCUCGGCGGGAGGCUCCGUCCAAGGGGGUUCGUUCUGGCAGAACCCUCAGUACUACUUCACCCUGUCGGAGGUGGACAGCGGCACAGCUAAGAACACCUGCUCCUUCGUUUUGGCUCUGAUGCAGAAACACCAGAGGCGUAGGGGCGUUAACCUGGCUAUAGCCCUGCAUAUUUACCCGGCCCAUCCUAAGAACACAUACCUGUCCUCAGAGGACCUGAAAGUGCUCCAACCGGUCCUCUACAGCCCCAAGUACUCCCCGCGCCGGGAGGUGGUGCUCCGCGGCUCUCUCCCGCCGGGCCGCUACAUCAUCGUCUCUUCGACCCAAGCAGCCAAUCAGCCGGGAGCGUUCCUCCUCCGGGUGCUGACGGAGCAGGGCAACGCUGCCACUCCAGCCCACAAACCGCCACUCGACAUCCCUCCAUUGAAAGAGCUUUCAUUUCCUCACCAGGCUGCUCUUCCUUCACUUGAAUCAACCAAACAGCUGUUCAAGAAGCACAGCAGCAAGGGGCUUUGCAAACCAGUGCACCUCCACAAGCUGCUGACCGAGGCCAUACAGGAAGGAGUGUUGGCCGGCAGUGAGAAGUACUUGGCCCUGGAGCACUGCAAGAGCCUGGUGGUCCUCAUGGACACACAAGGCAACGCUCGGCUGAACUGGCUGGACUUCCAGAGUCUGUGGGACAAGAUCAGGAGGUGGACGGAUAUCUUCCUGACGUUUGACAAGAACAAAACACAACACCUGGAGUACAAAGAGGUGGCCCCCGCUCUGAGGAAAGCAGGCAUCGUGGUGGACGAUCUGAUAAUGCAGCUGGUCGGACUGAGGUACACGGAGCCGGACCUGACCAUCAGCUACCCCGGCUUCCUGUACCUGCUGAUGAAGCUGGAGAGCAUGACACACAAAUUCCAAGCGUACGACAUGGUGGGGAUGGGAAGCAUAACUGUGAGCUACAGACAGUGGCUCCACAUGACCAUGUACAACUGACCUGGGCCACUCGGAGGGAUUCAUCAGGAUUUGCUCUGUCUGGUCUCCUUUCUUCUGAUUUCCCUGCAGGAUUUUAACGUGUUUAUUUGUUGUUCACACGUAUGAAUGUAGAUGCACAGCACAGCUCGCUGAUAGAAACGUGUAGCAAACCGAGACUUCACACGCCAUUCCUGUCUCCUCUCGGAUGUCGUCAUCAUGUAGUCAAAAGGAAACAUCUUCCAGAACGCUCUUCAGCCAUGGAAACAUCCGGGGUCAAAGGUCAACGCUGUGAGGGACAAGGGUUUAUGAUUCACUGUGUCGGUGGCACCUCAAUGACUUCAUGAAUGAAACUUUUACGA